Diaporthe citri is the source of this 1980-nucleotide messenger RNA. RefSeq lists its product as uncharacterized. The transcript has 2 exons. Bases 1 to 1980 code for a protein of 659 amino acids. Gene Ontology annotation, molecular function: 1-alkyl-2-acetylglycerophosphocholine esterase activity. NCBI's taxonomy places the organism in Eukaryota, Fungi, Ascomycota, Sordariomycetes, Diaporthales, Diaporthaceae. The record is from RefSeq and is a predicted model, not a curated record.
AUGUCACCCGUCAUCAGGGCCACGACGGCCACACUCGCUGGCAUCCUCAGCACUAUCUCCAGCUUGUCCGGCGGCUCCAACGGCCCAGCCGUGACCGAUUUCAACAACAAGAGCGUCAAUGUUCUCCCCCCUCUGCCUGGUCCGAACAAAGUCGGCGUCGUUCCCCUUUCCAUCGACGACUUUGAUCAUCAUAGCUUCCCUCUCUGUGAUGUUAGCAACGACGAGAUUCCCGAUGCCGCUUGUCAUCAUCCCCGCAAGAUCAUGACAUCCCUCUUCUAUCCGGCCUGUCCUCCCUCGGACGGUCGACAGAAGCCGAAGCCAGUCCUGCUGGACGAGCAGCACUUUGCUCCUGUCUUCACCCCAUCUGUCCUAGGCAACAUUUCUCGCAGUGUUGCCCGUGGCCCCACAGCCCUGCAGAAUCUCAUGUCGCAAGCCGUGGAUAAGGCCCCCUCCUGCAAAGGCCGGUACCCCAUGGUGAUCUUCGCACCCACCGCCGGUGGUCAGCGCCAGGCCUACACCCAGGCAGCAUCUGAGCUUGCUUCACUGGGUCACGUCGUGCUCACCGUCGAUUACCCGUAUCUUUCUGGUGCCGUGGAGAGCCAGUCUGAUGACACCGUCCAGCUCAGCACGUUUGGAGAUUGGAUCAAAACUGACGAAGCCCUCGCCAUCCAGACCAAUGACCUGCAUUUCGUUUACAACCUGACAGUCAACGAAGAGCAACCACUCAGUGGUCUUCCAUUCUGGACCAAUGAUACCACCGUUCAGCUCGAUGCUUGCAUCUUCGGACAUGGCUCGGGCGGCCGAGUUGCUCAGGUGAUGGUCGAAACUCACAUCGUCAAGUGUGGUGGACCUCUAGAAGGUAUCCUGACACUUCCUGCCCCCUUCGACAGAGAGAGGACGGCAGGCAACUCCGAACCGACCGUGAAUAAUACCCGUCCCUCUAUCCCCCCUUCCGCUUCCUAUCGCAUCUCGCGGAUUUCUUCACUGGACCUCUCGCCACCCAUCUUUCGCGGAUUGCUCCAGCUCUUGAAGCAUCUCAGAGACUCUGCCCUGAACACAUUCGGUCUGCUCGUCUGCAGCGCGGAAGGCACGUGCGGAGCCCCGAACCCCUCGAAGAGAGCCCCCGUCCAGAAGCGCAGUGUUGGCGACGAUCCUUGGUACUACCCCAAGAAGCCUUACUACAAGGACCCUUGCGAGGACCACGGCUACGACGACGACAAGUACGAGCAUGACUCUGGCUGCUACGAUGACAACUGCGAUGGUGAUUACGAUGAUCAUUAUGAGGAUGACUACGACGACUACGAUGAUCCAUGCGAGGAUUACGACCCAUGCGACCGUUACGACGGUCCGUACAAGCCCUCAAAGCCAUUUCCUCCUCCAGGCAUCUUCCCACCCAACAUUACCUGGCCUCCGUAUGGUGAUGGCAAGAUCCCGGAUUACAACCGCCCUUGGGAUGACCACUGGGAUGACUACCGCAACGAUGGUGGCGAUUACGGACGGAAGUAUGGUCACAAGGACUGUGACCAUUAUGACGGAGGCUACGAUGAUGGAUACGAAGGGGACUAUGGUGAUGACUAUCAUUGCUAUCAUCGCCCUGAUCACUAUCGCGAAUGGGACAAGAAGCAUCAUUGCCACGGCCAUGUCGACGAUUACGACGAAGAUGAUUAUUAUGAUCACGACGACGACGACUACGAUGAUGAUUACGAUGAUGAUUACGAUGGUCACGACGACGAUGAUUACGAUGAGGGCGAUUACGACGAGGGAGACUACGAUGAGGGUGAUUACGAUGAGGGUGAUUACGAUAAGGGUGACUAUGAUGAGCACGACGGCGACUGUCACAAGAAGCAUCACCACCACGGCCAUGUCGAUGACUACGACGACAAGUACAGGGAUGAUUACGGCCAUGAGUACGACAAGGGCGGCGACCACGGCUACGAUCAUGGCUAUGUUGACGAUUGGGACAACGAAGAUCAUGCAUGA